UUUCACAUCGCCAUGGAGCCUGGUGGAUUUCACGAUGAGAUGGUUCUGCCGGAACGACGUUGGAACUUGUUCAAGGCCUGCAUUCGACACAGCGGAGGGAAGAACACACAUUUAGAGGUAUCGACCUCCGACAGCGUGAAAGAUCUGAAGCGACGCCUCGAAGAGUGUUUUGGUGUCUUGGCCAAGGACCAGAGGCUCCUCUGUCGAGGUGCUUUGAUGGUGGAUGAAAGGAGCCUGGGUUCCUACGAGCUCGAAGAAGAUGCCGCGGUGAUCGUCCUAGCGGCUCAGCUGCGGCUCCGGCAGGAUCCCCACACGGCUUGGCCCAAGUGUCGUGGUCCAGGCAAAAGCGCCUCCUGCAACGCAGCUCGCGGCUUUUUAAUGGUGCCUGGGACCUUGGACCAAUGGAGGCCGGAGACCGCGGGUAAGACCAACGUAGAGGAAGCGGACUUGUUCUUCGACAGCGGCAAGUCAGUGGCUCCCUGGGAGAUUCUAUCGCACGACUUCAACCUCUCAAGAAGUGUGGGCCCGGCAGUGCGCCAUGGUGCUGCAAGGGGCGAUUAAUCGAUGUGGUGAGAGGAUCUAGGAUUUGUUGACAUCCCGUUGUGGUCUAAUC
Molecule: messenger RNA, 613 nt
Organism: Cladocopium goreaui
Lineage: Eukaryota; Dinophyceae; Suessiales; Symbiodiniaceae
Source: the annotation of a GenBank genome assembly